Empidonax traillii (willow flycatcher) is the source of this 1050-nucleotide messenger RNA. Its product is annotated as protocadherin alpha-2-like. The record is from RefSeq and is a predicted model, not a curated record. The transcript has a single exon. Gene Ontology annotation, biological process: homophilic cell-cell adhesion. The annotation marks the transcript as partial. NCBI's taxonomy places the organism in Eukaryota, Metazoa, Chordata, Aves, Passeriformes, Tyrannidae. Gene Ontology annotation, cellular component: plasma membrane. Gene Ontology annotation, molecular function: calcium ion binding.
GUGGCGCAGGGCCGGCGGGCGAGCGUGGAGGUGAGCGGGGCGAGCGGGGCGCUGGUGGUGAGCUCGCGGCUGGACCGGGAGGAGCUGUGCGGGAAGAGCGCGCCGUGCUUGCUGCGGCUGGAGGUGCUGGUGGAGCGUCCGCUGCGCGUCUUCCACGUGGAGCUGGAGGUCACGGACAUCAACGACAACGCCCCCAUCUUCCCCGCCGCCAGAAAAAACAUCAGUUUUUCGGAGAAUUCCCUUCCUGGGUCCCGUUUCCCUCUGGAGGGCGCGUCGGAUGCAGAUAUUGGAGCAAAUGCCCAGGUCUCCUACACACUCAGCCCGAGCGAACAUUUUUCCCUGGAUUUGGAAAAAACCGAGGAGGACGGUGAAUCUUUAUUCCUGGUGCUCAGGAAAUCUCUGGACCGGGAGACGAUUGCCGUUCACCGGUUAUUGUUGAUGGCGAGUGAUGAGGGCCGACCGUCUCUGACAGGGACGAUGGAGCUGGUGAUCUCGGUGCUUGACGUAAACGACAACGCGCCCCAGUUCAACCAGUCAGUGUAUAAAGUGCAACUGCCGGAAAAUACAGAACGUGGCACUUUGGUGAUCAGACUAAGUGCCACAGAUUUGGAUGAGGGGACGAACAGUGAUAUCUCAUAUUCACUCAAGAUCCUGUUCCCGCAGGAUGGAAGAGACGCUUUCAGAAUUGACAGAGACAGUGCAGAGAUCCGUCUCACGGGUGACUUAGACUUUGAGGAUGUUGGUCUCUAUCGCCUGCAAGUGGAUGCAACAGAUAAGGGGACACCCCCGCUGUCGGGUCACUGCAAGGUGGUGCUGGAGGUGCUGGACGUGAACGACAACGCGCCGGAGGUGUGGGUGACGUCGCUGUCGGUGCCAGUGCCCGAGGACGCGUCGGUGGGGACGGUGGUGGCUGUGCUGAGCGUGUCGGACCGGGACUCGGGGGCGAACGGUCGUGUGCGGUGCUGGGUGUGGCCGUCGGGUCCGUUCGGUCUGGAGGCGACGUUCUCGGGGUCGUACUCGCUGGUGCUGCGGGAGGCGCUGGACCGGGAG